Molecule: messenger RNA, 4720 nt
Organism: Elgaria multicarinata webbii
Lineage: Eukaryota; Metazoa; Chordata; Lepidosauria; Squamata; Anguidae
Gene: POSTN
Product: periostin
Exons: 25
Coding region: 31-2730 (899 amino acids)
Biological process (GO): extracellular matrix organization; cell adhesion
Cellular component (GO): extracellular matrix
Molecular function (GO): cell adhesion molecule binding
Source: RefSeq, a predicted model, not a curated record
AUUAGUCAGGAGCAACAGAGAGACGAGAGGAUGGAGCUCCCUUUGAUUGCCACAGUCUUCAUUUUUUUCCUAUCAGCCUUUCAUCCUGCAGAAUCUUCUACUGCUCAUUAUGACAAGAUUUUGUCCCACAGCCGGAUCAGGGCACGUGAUCAAGGCCCAAACGUCUGCGCUCUCCAGCAAGUUAUGGGAACCAACAAGAAAUACUUCAGCACAUGCAGGAACUGGUACCAGGGAGCCAUCUGUGGGAAGAAAGCAACCGUCUUAUAUGAAUGCUGCCCUGGCUACAUGAAGAUGGAAGGCGAGCGAGGCUGCCCUGCAGUUGCUCCCAUAGAUCAUGUCUUCGGCACAUUGGGCAUUGUGGGAGCUACCUCCACCCAACAAUACUCUGACCUGUCAAAACUGAGAGAAGAGAUUGAAGGACAUGGCUCUUAUACAUUCUUUGCACCAAGCAAUGAAGCCUGGGAUCUUUUGGAUCGUGAAAUCCACAGUGGCCUGAUUGAGAAUGUGAACAUCGAACUGUACAACGCCCUCCAUAACCACAUGGUAAACAAACGCAUGCUGACAAAGGACCUUAGGAACGGCAUGUCUCUGGUGUCUAUGUACAAUGAUCAAAAGCUGCAUAUAAAUCACUAUCCCAAUGGCGUUGUUACCGUUAACUGUGCCAGAAUCAUCCAUGGCAACCAGAUUGCUACGAAUGGUGUUGUUCACGUCAUCGACCGUGUGCUGACCCCAGUUGGAAAUACCAUUCGGGACUUCAUUGAAGCAGAAGAUGACCUCUCAUCUCUCGGGGCUGCUGCGGUUGCGUCAGGUGUGAUGGAAACUCUUGGGAAGCCUGGCCAUUAUACCGUCUUCGCUCCUACCAAUGAAGCGUUUGAGAAACUUCCACGUGGAAUCUUGCAAAGGAUCAUGGGUGACAAGGUGGCUUCUGAAGCUCUGAUAAAGUUCCACGUUUUGAAUACUCUUCAGUGUUCUGAAGCUAUCAUGGGUGGUGCCACCUUUGAAACCUUAGAAGGCAACACAGUUGAAGUUGGCUGUGAUGGGGAAAGCCUGACAAUCAAUGGAGUCAAAAUGGUAAACCGAAAAGACAUCGUGACAAGUAAUGGCGUCAUUCACCUUGUAGACCAAGUGCUUAUUCCUGACUCUGCUAAGCAAGUUAUUGAUCUUGCUGGUCCCCAACAAGGUACUUUCAAAGACUUGGUGGCUCAGCUCGGUUUGGCGGCAUCUCUAAAGCCAGAAGAAGAAUACACCCUGCUAGCUCCAUUGAAUGGGGCUUUUUCAGAUGACACUUUACGUAUGGAUGAGCGAGUCCUCAAACUGAUUCUGCAGAACCACAUUUUGAAUGUGAAAGUUGGCCUGAAUGACCUCUACAAUGGACAGUUCUUGGAGACGUUGGGAGGAAAGAAGCUCAGGGUAUUUGUGUAUCGUACAGCUGUGUGUGUUGAGAAUUCAUGCAUGAUCCGAGGAAGCAAGGAGGGAAGAAAUGGAUUUAUUCAUAUUUUCAGGGAAAUAAUCGAACCAGCAGACAAAACUCUACAUGAAGUAUUGAGAUCUGAUAAACGAUUCAGCACAUUCCUCAGCCUGGUGAAGGCUGCAGACCUAGAAGAGGUUCUGUCCCAACCUGGCGACUGGACUUUAUUUGUACCAACUAAUGAUGCUUUUAAAGGCUUGACUGAUCAAGAGAAAGAGACCUUAAAAAGGGACCAAAAUGCUCUCAGGAAUAUUCUGCUUUAUCAUUUGACACGAGGAGUUUUCAUUGGAAAUGGAUUUGAACCUGGUGUGACCAACAUUCUUAGAACUAUCCAGGGUGGCAAACUGUACUUGAAAGUGAUAAAUAACACUCUUCUGGUGAAUGAAUUGCAAUCAAAAGAAUCUGAUCUGAUGGCAACCAAUGGUGUAAUCCAUGUCAUAGACAAGCUCCUGUAUCCUGCAGAUGUGCCUGUUGGAAAUGAUCAACUCCUCACAAUUCUCAAAAAACUGAUUAAGUACAUUCAGAUCAAGUAUGUCCGUGGCAGCACAUUCAAAGAGAUUCCACUGACAUUUUACACCACCCGAAUUAUUACUAAAGUUGUGGAUCCCAAUAUUAAAGUAAUUGAGAGCAGCUUUGAGCCCAUCAUCAGGAAAGAAGAUGUUAAAAAGAUAACAAGAGUAGUUGGUGGCACAACAGUUCGAAAAGAGAUUGAAGUGCCAUCCAUUACAAAGUUCACCAAAGUGAUCGAAGGGGAACCAGAAUUUAAGCUGGUCAGGGAAGGCGAAACAGUAACUAAAGUGAUUCACGGAGAGCCUAUAAUUAAAAAAUACACGAAAAUAAUUGAUGGCUAUCCUGUGGAAGUGACCGAAAAAGAAGUGACCGAAGAAAGAAUCAUUCAAGGUCCUGAACUGAAAUAUACCCGAAUCACUACAGGUGGUGGAGCAGAUACUGAGGAGACCCUUAAGAAAUUGCUGGAAGAAGAGGUUACCAAAGUGACCAAACUCAUUGAAGGUGAUGGUCAUUUACUUGAAGAUGAAGAAAUCAAAAGACUCCUCCAGGGAGCUGGAUCUGAGUACACCAAGGUUACUAAAGUAAUUGAGGGAGAGCCACAGAUUAUCGAGACAGAAAUAAAGAAAAUUCGUCUGGAAGAAACACCUGUAAAGAAAGUGCAAACAUCCAGAAGGGUACAAGGAUCACCACGGAGAAGAACAAGGCUUGUCCGUCCUUCUGCGAGAAGACAGGAUCCACAGAAAGUUGACUGAAGAGCUGACACUUUGAGAAAAGUAUUAAUAAAACAAAUAGGUCAAAAGGGAAAACAUUGUUUCACAGGGAAAAACAUUUAUUAAAUGCUGUGCUCUCAUUAACCACUAGACAUAGCAUCCUCUAAACCUAUAAAAUCACACAGGGAGUACAUGUGGUAGAAGGCACUUCUUAAAAAUAUGCUUAAUAAUCAGGGAUUCACUCAGAAUGUGUCCAUUUUCUAUGAAUUAGUACAUCAAUUAAGUUACAUCCUACCUGGAAGUAAAUAAAAUUUUAAGUGGCAAAAUAUAAAACUAUGUAAAGCUAGCAUCUUUAGAUCAGCAAAACCACAACAUUUCAAGAUUAUCUCAUUAUGACUUCAUCUGAUUAAAUAUUAAUGACAUUAGAUGUGAUUAUGGCACCAACAAUGUUACCUUAAAAAUGAUAAUAAAUCGUAGGCGUUGGCAUAAGGAUCUUUGUUUUCAUCCUUGAAUAAAAACAUUUGCCAGUGAAUUGGAUGGAUUCUCUUUCCUGUGCUCUCCCAAAACUACCAUCUGAAAAUGCAAAUGUUCAGGAAUGUUACUGGUUUGGUUACAUGUUGACUACUGUUCCAAACCAAAGCACACAGUAAAGUCAUUUGCUCCCGUCUUGCACACCUUGCACAUAGUAGCAGAGAGUGGCAUAUAAGGAACUCCUCUCAAACAUGAUCAGGACUUCCUGUUCACCUUUUAGAGGAGUUAGCGGAGUAAAGGAUGGGGCGAGGUUGCCCAGCCAUGAUUCAGAUUCUCCCUAUGUUCAGCAUUAUGUAUGUGGGGAUGCUGAAUGUGGGUUCUUCCCUCCCCUACAGUAUUCUUUUUCUACAUUAAGGAACUAGCCCUGAAGGAUCAUCUGCACAAAGAAACCUGUUUAUGGAUUGCCUUUGAUGAUCAGGCCAAUGGGCUUAGAAGUAAGGUAUGCUUCUUCCUAUACAUUUUGUACCUGAGUGCGGAUACCCAAGUAUUAUAGACAUGCAUUUAACAAUAACUGCUUUUCUUUAAAUGUAUAGAUGUGAGGCCAAAUCCUGUCUUGACAGCUACAUCCAUGUAUUUUGCAGAGGAAAACAGUGAUUGAAAUGCAUGUUCCCCACUCUCAACUGAAGUUUCUGAUGCUUUGUAUUUGGGUAUCUGUACCUACAAAGCAUGAUGUGGCUAUUAGUUUUAUGGAUAUCAACAGAACCGGCUUUUAGGAAUGAUUAUGGUUGAUGCCAUUUUCUUUGGUUGGAAGUAUAAACUGGAGUUUUAGCCAUCUUGAACUACAGCCAGCUGAACUGAAGGACCUGAAUUCAAAGACAGAAGUACUACUGAUUUCAGUAGGACUAAAUCAACUUAAAUUCAAAACUUUUGCUUGUCUACAUUGUGGAUUUGACCUCUGUCUGAAGACCUGUGUUUUAUGGAAUGUAAGUUAGUUCCUACUGAACUCAGUAGUAUACUAGCACAAGUAAGCUCCAUUGAAUUCAAUGGGUCUUAUUUAUGAGCCAUUUUAUUAAAUCAUCUAGAUGAAUCUAAAUGUUGAAAAUAAAAAUGUAUUGAGUAUAGUAUUUCUGUACAGAAGACCAUUUCUGUGCCAAAGAUAAGGUUUAUAAAAUGUUAUCCUUCAAAAAAUAAAAAAUAAAACACCCAUUAUUUGAAUCAUUGAAUUUUAGAAAACAGUCAUUGAAAUGAAUGUAAAAACCUAUUCCUGUUUGGGACAAAAUAUUUCAUUUGAACUUGGUUUGUAAGCUUUUAUAUUAAAAAAAUGCUCUGCUAAUUUCUAUUAUUAAUUUGGAUUUGUUUGUAAAUUGUUGUUUUUAUAACUAGUUUAUUAGCUUCUUCUGCCAUAUUUGUAUGUCAACUAUGUAAGAAACCUUGUGAAAGGAGUAACAAAAUUUCAGCAAGGUGCCUUGAUGUUUUGUUAGAAAGAAUUCAGGGUGUGUCUUUAUAUUUCCAUUUUGAAACAAAUAUUCAUUAAAUAAAUUGGCUGAAUUAUUAUGCUGUU